AAAUGGUACAAUCUCCCCCAUAGUGAGAGUAAGCCGUAAAAAUGUGUGCUUCGAUGGUGAGAUUAUCGCCGCCGUUGAGUCGCAGCACACUCUUUCGGAGUAUUCAAACCACCAAAACAACACCAUGUCACCGGAAUAUGUCCACGUCAGCCUCGGCGAUUCCAACCGUCGGAACCAAAAUCAUCGGCGUCGGCCGCAACUACGCCGCGCACGCCAAGGAGUUCGGAAACGCUGUUCCUAAGGAGCCGGUGCUGUUUCUGAAGCCGACGACGUCGUUUCUGGAGAACGGGGGUAAAAUUGAGGUGCCUGAGCCGCUGGAGGCGCUGGAUCAUGAGGUCGAGCUGGCAGUUGUCAUCAGUCAACGCGCCCGUGACGUGCCCGAGGUCACUGCCAUGGACUACGUUGGAGGUUAUGCUCUUGCUUUGGAUAUGACUGCUAGAGAGAUCCAAUCCGUUGCUAAGUCUGCAGGUCUUCCGUGGUCUGCAGCUAAAGGGCAGGAUACCUUCACCCCGAUCAGCUCUAUCUUGCCUAAAUCCAUGUUGCCAGACCCUCACAACGUAGAACUCUGGUUGAAGGUUGAUGGACAAAUUCGGCAAAAAGGAUCAACGAGCGAUAUGAUAUUUAAGAUCCCAUUCUUGAUUAGCCACAUCAGCUCUCUCUUCACUCUUCUUGAAGGCGAUGUCAUAUUGACAGGUACUCCUAAAGGUGCAGGCCCUGUUAAGAUAGGCCAAAGAAUUGAAGCUGGAAUAACUGACUUGUUGGACAUUCAUUUCGAUGUUGAGAGACGCCGUAGAGUUAUUCAUUGAUGAGCAAAAUACAUUCACUUCUGCAACAGUUAAAGACCUCAUGUUGCAUUUGCUCGUCUUAUUCUCUGUGUCUCAAAAUUUGACACACAAGAAAGCAUGUCUUUUCCGACCAUGGAAUGAGAACUGCUUCUUUUUGAGGGCCUACAGACUACGUACAGAAUAGAUAUUGAGAUGUAAAAUUUACACUAUAUAGUGAAUGUUGCUGAUAUAUUCAUUAAUGGAUGUUGAGGCCUACAAGAGAGAGUUGAUAUUUCAACUAUCGUAGACGUCCUUGUAAAUUGUACUGAACUUUGCUAAUCUAUAUCUUGGGCUCAAAUUACUCCUA
Molecule: messenger RNA, 1131 nt
Organism: Salvia hispanica
Lineage: Eukaryota; Viridiplantae; Streptophyta; Magnoliopsida; Lamiales; Lamiaceae
Product: oxaloacetate tautomerase FAHD1, mitochondrial-like
Cellular component (GO): mitochondrion
Molecular function (GO): acetylpyruvate hydrolase activity
Source: RefSeq, a predicted model, not a curated record